GCCGUGGUCGCAACAUCAACAGUGCCAGUCUCGCCUACAAGCCAGCCUUCAUCCUCCUCUCUCCUUGACUUCAGAACACACGCAGCGCGAGCCAACGAUGGGCAAGUUUGAGAACCCAAAGACGACGCACUUUGAGUUCGGCGGCGUGCCUGGGGCCACAGUGAUGGUCCUGGGGCUGCCGGUCGCCGUGUACUUCCUGUUCUUCAUGUGCAACGCGGAAAAGGGCGACUGCUCCCUCACGUCGCUGCCAGCACUGGACUCGCUGCCUCCACUGCGCGAGUGGGUGUCGUGGGACGCGGCAGCGGUGCUGCUUGGCUGGUUUGCCUUUCAGGCUGCCCUCUACAUGUUUGUUCCGGGUCAGGUGUGCGAAGGCCUUCCCCUCAGGGAUGGAUCAAAGCUCAAGUACAAGUGCAACGGGUUGCGUGCGUUCUUCAUCACCAUGGCUGUGGUACCAGCGCUGCACUUUGCGGGCGUCAUCAACCUGGCCUACAUCUACGAUUCGUUUUUGCAGCUGGUGACCGUGUGCAUGAUCUUCUGCCUGCUCUUGAGCAUCUUCCUCUACCUCAAGGCCCGUCAGCCCGGCGCCAUGCUCGCCGAGGGCGGCAACAGCGGGCACAUGGUGUAUGACUUUUUCAUUGGCCAUGAGCUUAACCCGCGCAUCGGGGACUUCGACUUUAAGUUCUUCUGCGAACUCCGGCCCGGCCUCAUCGGAUGGGUGCUCAUCACUUUGGGGAUGAUGGCCAAGGAGUAUGAGCGCACCGGCAGCGUGUCCACCGCCAUGAUCCUCGUCACCGCUUUCCAGACCUGGUACGUCUUGGACGCCUUCUACUCAGAGCCGUCCUUGCUGUCGACAAUGGACAUCUGCAUGGACGGGUUUGGCUACAUGCUUGUCUUUGGCGACCUGGCCUGGGUUCCGUUUACAUACACCCUGCAGUCGCGCUUCCUCGUGGACUUUCCGCAGCACCUCUCCCCAGCCAUGGUCGCCGCCAUCGUCGCAUGCCAGCUCAUCGGCUACUGGAUCUUCCGUUCGGCCAACGGGCAGAAGGACAUGUUCAAGCGCAACCCGAACCACCCGUCUGUGAAGCAUCUUGAGACGAUUGAGACUGCCCGUGGCACGAAGCUGAUUGCCUCUGGCUGGUGGGGCCUUGCUCGCCAUAUCAACUACUUUGGCGACCUCCUCAUGGCCCUUGCCUGGUGCCUGCCGUGCGGUGAGGCCGACGUCUGCUCUGUGUGUGUGUGUGUGUGUGUGUGUGUGUGUGUGUGUGUGUGUGUGUUCGUGGUGGAUGCCACUCUUUGUGCGUGUGUGUGUUAUGGAGCUGCCUGGGACAAGUACUGCAAGCGCGUUCCCUAUCGCAUCGUCCCAUACGUCUACUGA
Salpingoeca rosetta is the source of this 1375-nucleotide messenger RNA. Its product is annotated as transmembrane 7 superfamily member 2. Gene Ontology annotation, cellular component: endoplasmic reticulum membrane; nuclear inner membrane. Gene Ontology annotation, molecular function: oxidoreductase activity, acting on the CH-CH group of donors, NAD or NADP as acceptor. NCBI's taxonomy places the organism in Eukaryota, Choanoflagellata, Craspedida, Salpingoecidae. The coding region runs from base 98 to 1375 and encodes 425 amino acids. The record is from RefSeq and is a predicted model, not a curated record. Gene Ontology annotation, biological process: sterol biosynthetic process. The transcript has 9 exons.